Molecule: messenger RNA, 1596 nt
Organism: Toxoplasma gondii ME49
Lineage: Eukaryota; Apicomplexa; Conoidasida; Eucoccidiorida; Sarcocystidae
Gene: ROP31
Product: rhoptry kinase family protein ROP31
Exons: 1
Coding region: 1-1596 (531 amino acids)
Biological process (GO): mitotic DNA damage checkpoint signaling; protein phosphorylation
Cellular component (GO): nucleus
Molecular function (GO): protein serine/threonine kinase activity; ATP binding
Source: RefSeq, a predicted model, not a curated record
AUGCGAGCCCAGGUGGCACUGUGUUUGUCCCUGUUUUUGUUUGCGACUGGUGUUUUCGGUAUCAAGCUACAGAUUACGUCCAGACAAAAGAAAGUGGGCAGGCUCCCUGCUGACACUCAGCCUGAAGAAUCUGCACUCGAGACAGGUUUCUCAGACUCACGGGCAAAACGCGGCUUCUCCCAGGCAAGCCCGGACGGGAGAAGGCAGUCUGCGGGACGGUCACCGAGUAGACGAAGCGACUGGAUAUCUGAAAUCAGUGCCUCCCCUCUGGAGACACCUUCCAGUGCGACAUCUACAGGAAGAAGCGGGACGUAUGCUGUUGAUCGAACACAGCAGCGAAGACCAGUGUGGAACAGAUUCAGAGCCGUUCAAACGCAUUUCGCCCGCUUGGCUUGGCGACUUUGCAGGCCGUUCAUCUGCCCGUCCGUUCGCCGUCGGUUCCGACACACUGAGCAUGGGCCAAUUCCCGCAGUCAACUUUCGUAUGGGUCUUGAGACUGGUCAGGCUGCGCUUGCCGAUUACUGUGGCAUGCUUCGUCUGACGGAAAGAGAGGCAUGCACGGAAACUGCGCAACAAGUGAGCGACUUGCUAAUCUCCACCCAAGUGAUGCCUCCCGACAGAAAUCUUGUGUUUGAAUCUCUGUUCAAUCCGGGAUCGAGAGUCAACCUUACAAGGGGAGAGCUCCUCGGCUGUGGAGGUACUAGCAAUGUCUACUCUAUGACUCAGGAGGACGGCACCAAAGUCGCAGUCAAAAUUUUGAGUAGUUACGCUCAAAUGACUAAUUUGGCAUCAGUCCUGUCAGCUGGCGCCUCAGCCAUGAAAAUUAUGCGCCGAGAAGCGGGAAUUUCCGAGCUUCUAGGCAAUCAAGAUCUCGACGAUAUUCUAUAUAACGACCGGCUACUAGUCCCCAGCGACGUGCUGCGGCUCCCUGGCAAAAAUGAUUGGUUUUUCCCGGAACAGUCAACGGUGAUAUACAAUUUUUUUCUGGCGUUCCCGAUCGCGGCAGGAACUUUAGAAGAUGUCGUUCCGCUUCUUGACACCACGCAGAAGAGUUUCGCAGCGAGAGUUUCCGCUACAGUCCAAAUGGUCAAAGUGGUAGCGGGACUCCACCGAAAAGGUCUGGUUCACGGCGACCUCAAGCCGUCGAACUUCCUUGUGUCCAACAGUGGCAUCGUGCUCCUUGGCGACUUCUCGUACGCGUAUGUGCGAGGUCAAAUGUCUACUUUUCCAAUUAUCACUUGGGCUUUUUUCAGUCCAGAGAACAUUCGAAUGGCUACGCAAUUUUCUCAAGUUCGGGUUGAGCUGACCCACGAUUCUUGGAUGCUCGCCUUCACGAUCUACUUUCUCUGGUGCGGUCGCCUCCCAUGGGGUAUAGCCAUCGAAGAAGGCGAUUACAGAAAAAUCGUUGCUAUCCUCGAUCAGAAUACGCCGGAGACGCUAAACUUCCACAACUGCAAUGGAAUUCCUGCAGGCAUCCAGCAGCUUAUUCGGCUGCUCCUAGCGAAAGACCCCAGUCGGCGUUGGACGCCGGAAAAAGCAAUAGCUGAAUUGAAUAUAUUCAAACUCAACCGCUCCGAAUAUGCGGCGCAAACAUGA